AUGGCGUUCCUCUCGCUCUCCCCCUUUUCCUUCUCCCAAGCCUCCACGUCUGUCGCGAGUUCCCCUCUCGGGACUCAUCACGCGUCGGACGUAGGCUCUAGUGCCGCCAGCCCGCGCCUUUCAUCCGCUGACGUGGCAGCAGCCGGUUCUCUCGCCGGUCCUGCGGCUGCCACGUCAGCGUCGUCGGCGUCCCCCAGCCCGCGCUUGCUGGCGCCGCCGGACGGCCUACAGCCGUCCGCGUUAUUCGCUAAGAGCAGGCGCGCCAAAGGCAGCCAUUCUCGCAGCCGUAGCUUAUCCGAGCCUUUUUGGUUCCUCGGCCAAGCCUCAGGUUUGGACCUGAAAAGCCCGAGCCGGUUCAGGUUCGGGCCCAGGGCGUUUUCGGUGAGCGGAGGAGGCGGUGAGGGGGAGGGGGAGGGAGGAACAGUGGGUGCAGGCCGCCCCUCGUCCACCAAGGUGGUAACCCUCCUCCGCGCGCGCAUGUCUUCAUCUCCCCCUCCUCUUCCUCCGCGUCUCCUCGCCCCGCGCCCAGUUCGGCGGCUGCUGACUCAUCCCCUUCCCCUUCCUCCGGACGCCGCUCUUCGCAUUCCGCCCACGCUCUCCCCUCGCCGUCCGCCCACGCCCUCCCCUCGCCCUCCGCCCAUCCUCUCCCCUCACCCUCCGCCCACCCCCUCCCCUCUCCUUCCGCCUACCCACCCCCCUCGCCCGCUGCCCAUCCGCUCCCCUCGCCGUUCGCGCACUCGCGCCCGCCCCGCCCCGCCUCCCCGCUCCAGUCUUCCCCCCACCCUCGCUCCGCGGACUCUAUUCGCCUGCUUGAUUUUGGAAGAACCAGGGGGAGCGAGGCGUGUGGAAGAGAGAGAGACGGCGGAUGGGAGUGCGGACGCGCAGAGGCAGGGCGCGGGCCGGAAGUUCUGGGGCAUAUGGGGGCGGAGGAAAGGAGGAGAAACGGGAGCAAGGGGAGGAGAAGGAGGAGGGGAAGGAGGAAUGGAAGGAGGAAGAGGAGCAAGGGAGGAAGGGAGGCAAGGUUCAGGAGGUUCGGGUUAUUCUCAGACCCUUGGCAGAGCAUUGGCAAAAACGGGCUCUGGCAGAGCAUUAUCAGGAUCGGGCACUGGCAGGGGCAGGUCCCGCGAGGGCAGCUUCAAGGAGUUUCUCAAGGGGCGGUUCAGCCCUCCGAGGGUUGAGUUACUGCCUGAUACUUGUAUGGUGGAUUCGGGUGUGUACGAACCGGGUCUGCUGGAUGGGCGUGGGGGAGUGGGCAGUGGGGAGGAGGACGAGGCUUCGUUGCUGCCGCUGUCGCCAACGGGUAUGCCCGUUGCUGCUCUCUCGCAGCAGCAUCAUUACCAGCAGCAUUAUGCGCAGCAGCAGCAGCAGCAGCAGCAGCAGCAGCGGCAGAAGCAGCAGGAGCAGCAGUCUCGCCAGUCGCGAGACAAUCACUCUCGUGUGGGGUGUGGGAGGGCUGGGAACAGUGGUGAUACCGGCCCUGGCAUCACAGCGUUCUCCCUGCCCUCAACUCCCACAUCCCGGGAAACAACCUCUCUCACAGGAGGAGGCGGAGGGGAAGCAGCAGCAGCAGCAGCAGCAGCAGCUGCAGGAGAAGGAGCGGGGGUAUCGGCUAAGGAGCAAGCGUUUCUCUCGUCCUCCCUGUCGUCGUUACAGACUCGAAAGCCCUGGGGCAUCAUCCCGCACACUUCCUCUGCUGAUGAUGCAGCCGGUGCAGUGGAGGAGGAAGACUCCAUCCCUCCCCUGCCCCACCUCUUGCAUCACCUGCUCCACCACUCAACCAGCAGCCCCUCCUCAGGCACAAGGGGAAAGUGUCCUGAUCAAGAGCCCGGGGGAACUGCUAGCAACGGCUUGGCAGUAGCUGGCCGGGAUGCUACAGCUGCUUCUGCUGCUACAGCCGCCCCAAGUGCUACAACUGCUCGGCUGUCGCUCCCCCUGACCCCCUCACCAGGAGAGAUGGAUAUUUCGGUUGACAGCCCUGCUGCCGGCCUUAGAGUGUCUGCAGGAGCGUCUUCAGCCCAGAGCCCACUAUCUUCCAACUCCCGCCACCGCCGGGCGGCGUCAGAAGCCCGCGAUUUCCUCAGCGAGCUGGGAGCGCGCCGCCCGGCCUUCAUGAACAGUGUCGCGAAGUGCGGCCUGCGGGCGGCACAGCAUGGCAGGAGUGCAUCUGUAGCGGUGCUUUCAGGGGUGGGAGGCAGGGGAAGCGUUGGGAUAGAGGUUGGGGUUUGUGGUGGUGAUGGUGGUGGUGGUGAUGUGGAUAGGAUGGGUGUUGAUUGUGAUAAAGCUGGUUGGGAGAAGUUUCCAAGAAACAGCAGCAGUGGGGGUGGUGGCAGGGGUGAGAAGGGCCAGAGGAGUCGGCUUGGGCGGCAUCGAUCGUCUGCUUCCUUGGAGAUGCCGCACCGGCCGUUCACUGCUGAGAGCUGGCAGCAUGUGGGGGAGGUGGAUCAGGGGCAGAGCCUGUUAAGCAGAGGCAGACGCCGGGGCCAUGCGCGCCCCUCCCCUGCCCGCCCUUCUUCUGCCUCCUCCUCCUCGUCCUCUGCUGCAAGGGCGCAUGAUUCAUGGAAUGCGGCCCCGCUCCCUCUCUCCGCCGUCCCUGCUUCCACCCAUUCCGCCUCUGCUUACCAUGCAUCUGCUCUGCACUAUCGGAAGAAACACGCGCUCUCCCCCCGCUCCGCCUCCCAAGCGCCUGCACCCCAUCACCGAAACCCCCCCAACCCCUUCGCCUCCCGCCCCUCUGCCGCUGCUGCUGCGUCAACCCAUGAAAGCUGGAACAGCUCUGCUCUCCCCCCCGCAUUUGCUAUGAGCCAGCCUUUCAACCCCCCCAACCCCUUCGCCUCCCGCCCCUCUGCCUCUGCCUCUGCUUCAACCCAUGACAGCUGGAACAGCUCUGCUCUUCCCUCCGCAUUUGCCAUGAGCCAACCCUUCCCCCCAUUAGCUCUCCGCUCCCCCCACGCCCUCCCCCACCACACCAACCAAUCCACCUCCCGCCCCUCCGCCUCCCGCCCCUCUGCCUCUCCCUCUGUCGUCUCUGCCGCUGCUUCAACCCAUGAUAGUUGGAACAGCUCUGCUCUGCCACCCGCGUUUGCCAUGAGUCAACCUUUCAACCCCCCCAACCCCUUCGCCUCCCGCCCCUCCGCCUCCCGCCCCUCCGCCUCUUCCUCUGUCUCUGUCGCUGCUUCGACCCAUGACAGCUGGAACAGCUCUGCUCUGCCAUCCGCAUUUGCCAUGAGCCAACCCUUCCCCCUCCGCUCUCCCCACGCCCUCCCCCACCACACCAACCACUUCCCUCUCAGGUCCCCCCGCUUCCCCCUGCCCUCCCCUCGCCGCCCCUCCCCUCCCUCCCGCCCACCUGCUGCUGCGCCCUCUCUCCUCCCCGUUUCCCCCCACAGCCGCUUCUCCACUUCCACCCCUCCAAACCCCCCUUCCCCUCAUUCCCCUCCAUCCCCCACUGCAUAUAACCCAGAAGGCCCAGUCCCUCCUUCACUCUCAUCCCGACCCAGCACUGCCCCUCACUCCUCCCCUCCCGCUGGCACACGCGACCGGCCUGCCCGCCUCCCAGGUCCCCGCCUGAGAAUCCACCUGACAGAACCUGACUCUGAUCUAGGUCCCGACUCACUCUCUCGCCUUACCCCAGGUUCUGCAUCCGCGUCAUUUGCUGCUUCUGGUGCAGGAAGGAGCAGCAGUGGGCGUUGGAACCACCUUCAGAGCCCACGUGUGCUGCCCAGCCUUCCGAGCUUGCUCAGCCCGCACGUAGCAGCAAGCCCACGCAUAGCAGUAAACAGCCCGCGCUUCGAUCGCCUACACGCCCUGCCACAUGCCAAGAAGUCGCCUCUCCCUAGAGACCUCGUCCCCGAUCCCUGGGACUCUCCCGAUCACCCUUCUUCCGUCGACAACCGGGCAGUUUUACCCGUGCAUUCACACAACGUGGGUAAUUACCCCCAGCAAAAUCCAGGGGUACUUCCCUGGGAAGGGGAUGGUGGGUAUUCAGCUGCUGGUUCAGCUUCCGAGGAGCAGCACUCGCAGUGGGAGUAUAGCAGACAAGAUGAACGCCCCCAGACAGCUCCGGACCGGAGCCUGCUUCACCGAGGCAGCCGCAACAGGUUCGGGGAGAGGCUCGGGGAGAGCGCUAGGUUUGGUGGGGAGAGGCUGAGGGACUUGGAGGAGCAGGAGGAGUGGGGGGAGGACUGUGUGGAGGAGCAUGGGGAGAGGCUCGGGGAGAGGUUCGGGGAGAUGCUGGGGGAGAGGUAUGGGGGUAGGCUCGUAGGACAUGACAAGUAUCAUAGGAGGGGAUACAAUGGCAGAUGGGCGAGCACAGGGUCCUUCCAGGAAAGGGGGGGUGCGGGGCUGCAUGGAAGGGAGGCAGGGGGGAUGGGAGGGUAUGGUGGAGAUGAAAGGAGAAGAAGCAGUGGGGUGAGUGGUGGUGGUGGUAUUGGUAAUGGUGGAAGCAACGCGGGAGAUUCCGAUGGGGAGGAGUGGUCAGAUGAAGAUGAUGCCAGAGCAGCCGGGGGUGGCACAGAGAGGGGAGCGGCUGGAAGAGGAGCAGCAGGAGGGGGAGGUGGAGGGGGAUUUCAAGCAGAGGGCGGGCUGAGAGGCACAGGGCUGGCAGGGAGGUAUACGGCAGCAGCAGGCAGUGGCACGUCGCUCCUGAGGCGGCACAGUACCUCCAACCGCCGCCGCCCGGCCAUGCGCUCACUGGACGAGCACGAGGAGGAGGGCGGGACGGAGGUGGUGAGUAUACACAGGAGAUAUAAUGAGGAUGAGGAUGAUGAUGGUGGUGGUGAUGGUGAUGGUGGCAGACGGAAUGACAGAAGGGAUGAGCUGGCGCCGCUUCCCCCCUGGAAAGAAGGACUCAGGGGGGAGCUAGGCUCCGCUGGUCAGGGGCUUGUGUCUGGCAUGGGGCUGGGGCGGCCGAUGGUUUCCCGGUGGGCCGGGGCAGGAGGGGGCGGAGGGAGAGAGCGCGGGAGCAGGGGAGGGAGGGAUGGGGAGUGGCAGGACAUGCCAGGCGUGUCUAUGUCUUGUGGGAGUGGGGCGGUUUGGACGGGAAGUGGCUUCAGUGGUGCACGCAGCGCUGCUUUUGAUGCCGCCCCUGCAUGGGCACCUGGAGGGGCACUUGGAGGGGCUGUUAGAGGCUCAGGUGUGUCUAGUGCACAAGUCAGGCAGAGGCCAGGUUCGGCAUCAAGUGUGAGGGGAAUGAGUGAGAGGGUGGAAGAGGGCAUUGUGGAGAGUCUGGAGAGUCGGGAGAAGGAGGAGAGUGAUGAUGGAGGUGGUAGUGUGGUGGAGUUUGAGGAUGAGAGUGAGGAAGAAGAGGAGAGUGAGGGGGAGGAGGAUGAGGAGGAAGAGGAGGAUGAGUCAGACGACGGAGAGGAGGACGAGGAGGAUGAAGAGGAUGAGUAA
This is a messenger RNA of Closterium sp. NIES-65, 5391 nucleotides long. Lineage: Eukaryota; Viridiplantae; Streptophyta; Zygnematophyceae; Desmidiales; Closteriaceae. The record is from the annotation of a GenBank genome assembly.